AUGGGGAAGUUGAAGAAAAUCUUUUAUAAAGUUAAAGAAGAUGCAGAGGAAGAUGCUACUCAGUCUAAUACAAACACAGAAAGUCAAGAAAAACAUAAUGAUGAGCAAGAAGAAACUGUUGAAAAGAGAACCAGCGGGAACAUGGAGAAGGGGACUAGAAAGCUCGAGAAUAAGGAAGAAGAGCUAAGUGCUUUGAAAAGAGAAGUUGAGGAGAAAGAAAAGGAAAUUGGCAAAAUAAACGAAGAGAAGGGGGAUGUGUUAGAGGAAAAUAAGGUGCUGAAAAUUGAGAAAGCCUCCCUGAAUUCACGAGUGAAGCAAUUGGAGAGCAUAGUGAUGGAACUUAUUGAGAAGUUUGAGUCACCAAUAGCACGUCCAGGUGAUGACAAUGACUCAAUUCUUCCUCCCCCACCGCCCAGUUUCCCUCCGCCAAAAUCAAAGGCCCCUCACGACAAGCCAACUGACAGCAAGCACUCCAAAAACACAAAAUCUUAA
Molecule: messenger RNA, 492 nt
Organism: Rosa chinensis
Lineage: Eukaryota; Viridiplantae; Streptophyta; Magnoliopsida; Rosales; Rosaceae
Product: CCAAT/enhancer-binding protein 2-like
Exons: 3
Coding region: 1-492 (163 amino acids)
Source: RefSeq, a predicted model, not a curated record